GUCUUUACCACUUGAUCAUGCAUGUCAGCGGAGCUGUUUUUUGUCGCCGGUCGAAGGUGGGGGGUAGAGCUGAUCUCUUCGGAGUUACAUGCACAGCUCGGACUUACUUAAGGGGUCAGUCCCACAUUUUCUUGUGACUAUUCAUAGGCCACCCCGCUUUUGCCUUCAUCUUCUGGCCUGUUUGAAACGUCCCGUGGAAUACAUUGUGAAACUGAACAAGAUUCGUUGAUGAAUCUAGACAAGAUCAUCUAGGGCAAAUACGCAUUUGUUACAUAUAUGUGGAAAAUGUCCUCUACACAUGAACAAAGUUCAAAUAUGUCUGUUCCCUCUUCCGCUUACUCACCACUUCCACCGAAGUCAUAUACACGAAUGAUCCGCCUUUUGCCAGACAAGGAUAAGGACGCCCCAAUCAGAUGUGAACUUUUCAGCUACAAUUUAUCACGCUCAAGCAACGGGGGGCAUCUUUAUGAGGCACUUUCCUAUGUUUGGGGAAGCCCAGCCAGAUCCCGUUCCAUCAUCCUCAAUGGCUGUACUUUUCCAAUAACGGAAAGCCUUCACACCGCAUUGUUGCACCUCCGGGACAGUCAGCUAGACAGAGUAUUAUGGGUUGAUGCGAUAAGCAUAAAUCAGGAUGAUGACAGCGAGAAGGGCAAGCAGAUCCCACUCAUGCGGAUGAUUUAUGCACAAGCCAGACGUGUUGUUGUCUGGCUAGGAAUGGACUGGGGAUACGGGGAUAAAGCGCUUGAAUUACUCGGUUCUCUUGGCAGAAAACAGAAUACAGAGUCAAUAAAUGAGAAAGAUCGGGAGAGAUGUGAGGCGUUGCUACAACGAGACUGGUUUCGCCGUAUCUGGGUACUGCAAGAAGUGGGGGUCGCUCAGUCUAUUUCUAUCAUGUGUGGUGCUGUUCAGAUCAAUGGACAUAUUUUUUGUGAGGGUCUAGAUAAUCUGGGGCCUUCUUCCACACUCAUGGCUAGAAUAAGCCCGGUCUCUUAUCUUAUCAAAGGUGCACUCUUCCGGUCUCAUGGUAGGGAUCUUUCCGUUCCUACACUUUCGAUUGGUGAGCUUGUCAGCAUGUACCGGAAUCAUAAUGCAACAAAACAGCAUGACAAGGUGUAUGCAUUACUGGGCUUAAGUUCCGACUGGAAUAGUGCUGCCUUGGUCCCAGAUUAUGAGCUUCCAUGGCAUGAGGUCCUCAGGCGAGUCACACAACAUGUUUUUCCGAAAUGUUCUGUGGAGAUAUGCUAUGGGUCAGAAACAGCUAUUAUCAAAGGUAAAGGAUGGAUUUUGGGUUAUAUCUAUUCAACCAGCGACUCUCUACAAGACAGUCAACAAACUUUCAAAGUUGCUUUCAAUAAAAUUUGCCAGAAGCUGGGAUAUCGUGAUAAGUGGAAGGCUGAAUGGAGUCUACAAGCUUCUGGAGAGUUACUUCAAGAUGGUGAUAUUAUCUGUCUUCUUGAAGGCCUGUCACAGCCAAGUGUACUCAGAUUAUGUGCUGAUUACUACACGGUGGUAACACCUGUGGUGAGACCUAAGCAACAGGUACAGAAUACCGAGGAUGAUGUGACGGUCCGUGAAAACUGUUCUGCACAUGGUCUGUGUGAUUUUUUCAUGGGCUGGAAGGUAUCCGAGCUGGAACAUGAGACUGAUGGAGAAUGCCUAUCAAAGCUUACUGAGAUUACACCAAAGUAUUCUAAAGAACAUUGUGAAGCUGAGCGAAGACUGAACUAUACAACGACUGCUAUGGUAGAUGCUGCAAUGCAGUUAUUGAAACUGGGAGAAACUGGAAAAAGAGCAUUGGAUAAUAUACUAUUCAAGGGCAGGAUGAAAGGCGUGGAUACUAAUUUUCUUCUCUCGCAAAGUGACGGCAGAGUCUCCGAGGAUUUGAUAACUGCAGCUGCGGCAGUUCUGUGGCAAAAGCAUGAGUCCCCCUAUGCCUGGCAGAAGUUGCUCACAGUUGCAGUACGGGAUACUCAACCCUGCGGAUUUAUUGUUACAAGCAUUCUCCUGCAGCGUCUACAGGACAAGCUACCAGUUUCUGAAGAGGUGGUCAAGGCAGCGGCAGCGAAUGAGUAUCAAGGGCAUGAGAUCAUGCAGCUGCUGCUCGAGCAUCGUGGGAACAAGCUACCAGUUUCUGAAGAGGUGGUCAAGGCGGCAGCAGCGAAUGAGAGACAAGGACAUGAAAUCAUGCAGCAACUGCUGCUGGAGCAUCAUGGGAACAAGCUACCAGUUUUUGAAGAAGUGGUCAAGGCGGCGGCAGCGAAUAAGAGACAUGGGGAUGAGAUCAUGCAGCAACUGUUGGAGCAUUAUGGGGACAAGCUACCAGUUUCUGAAGAUGUGGUCAAGGCGGCGGCAGCAAAUGAGUGGCAAGGAUAUGAAAUCAUGCAGCUGCUGCUGCUGGAGCAUCGUGGGGACAAGCUACCAGUUUCUGAAGAAGUGGUCAAGGCGGCGGCAGCGAAUAAGGGACAAGGAGAUAAGAUCAUGCAGCAGCUGCUGCUGGAGCAUCAUGGGAACAAGCUACCAGUUUCUGAAGAAGUGGUCAAGGCAGCGGCAGCGAAUGAGGGACAAGGAUAUGAAAUCAUGCAGCAGCUGCUGGAGCAUUGUGGGAACAAGCUACCAGUUUCUGAAGAGGUGGUCAAGGCGGCGGCAGCAAAUAAGGGACAAGGGGAUAAGAUCAUGCAGCAGCUGCUGGAGCAUUGUGGGAACAAGCUACCAGUUUCUGAAGAAGUGGUCAAGGCGGCGGCAGCGAAUGAGUAUCAAGGAGAUGACAUCAUGCAGCAGCUGCUGGAGCAUCAUGGGAACAAGCUACCAGUUUCUGAAGAUGUGGUUAAGGCGGCGGCAGCAAAUGAGAGACAAGGGGAUAAGAUCAUGCAGCUGCUGUUGGAGCAUCAUGGGGACAAGCUACCAGUUUCUGAAGAGAUGGUUAAGACAGCGGCAGCGAAUGAGAGACAAGGGGAUAAGAUCAUGCAGCUGCUGUUGGAGCAUCGUGGGGACAAGCUAUCAAUUUCUGAAGAGGUGGUUAAGGCAGCGGCAGCGAAUGAGAGACAAGGAUAUAAGAUCAUGCAACUGCUGCUGAAGCAUCGUGGGGACAAGCUAUCAGUUUCUGAAGAGGUGGUUAAGGCAGCGGCAGCGAAUAAGGGACAAGGAUAUAAGAUCAUGUUACUGCUGCUGGAGCAUCAUGGGAACAAGUUACCAGUUUCUGAAGAGGUGGUCAAGGCGGCGGCAGCGAAUAAGGGACAAGGGGAUGAGAUCAUGCAGCAACUGCUGCUGGAGCAUCAUGGGGACAAGCUACUAGUUUCUGAAGAGGUGGUCAAGGCGGCGGCAGUGAAUGAGUAUCAAGGGCAUGAAAUCAUGCAGCAACUGCUCGAGCAUUGUGGGAACAAGCUACCAGUUUCUGAAGAGAUGGUCAAGACAGCGGCAGCAAAUAAGGGACAAGGGUAUAAGAUCAUGCAGCAGCUGCUGGAGCAUCGUGGGAACAAGCUACCAGUUUCUGAAGAAGUGGUCAAGACAGCAGCAGCAAAUAAGUGGCAAGGACAUGAAAUCAUGCAGCAGCUGCUGGAGCAUCAUGGGGACAAGCUACCAGUUUCUGAAGAGGUGGUCAAGGCGGCGGCGGCAGAGCAAUGGAAGCAGCCUACAUAAUCAUGUGGCAGCAAAUUUUUUUAAAAUCAUGUCAUCUAUCCCCCAUAUUUUCUAACCUCUUUGCAAAAGAAGGGCCUGGGAUGGCAAGGGUUUAUCUACGAUUGUCGUUAGUUACGAAGAACUGUCCAGGACUUUCCGGGUGAUUCCGCAGAAUUAUGUCAGUUUGCCACCUAACAUUAUGUGUCCGGAUAUUACGGGACUGUGUUUCACUAGCAUGACAUCACGUUGCUGCGGUGUCGUUUGAUUUCAGGGCAGCGCUAUACCAUACGUAAUCGGACAAUGAAGCGGCGCGACAACGAGCCGCCGCUCUACCUACCAAAUAUAUAACGAUCAAUCAAAAUCAAAG
Molecule: messenger RNA, 3982 nt
Organism: Aspergillus sclerotioniger CBS 115572
Lineage: Eukaryota; Fungi; Ascomycota; Eurotiomycetes; Eurotiales; Aspergillaceae
Product: HET domain-containing protein
Exons: 2
Coding region: 277-3636 (1119 amino acids)
Source: RefSeq, a predicted model, not a curated record